UUAAAAUUUAAAAGAAACAAAAAGACCAGAAAACCUUCAGUAGUUCUUAAGUCGGCUGUUCGGAAUUAGAAGUUGGUUCUUGGCGGGGAAAAUGGAGGAGCCGCAAGAACCAGGCGUAGGAGCUCCUUUUUCGUUUCCUCCUCAUCGCCGAUCGCAUCUCAGGAGUGGAACUUACCGUAAUCUUGUUCGACUUAUAUCAAUUUGCUACGGCGAUUCUCCACUAGCCACUGCCCCUCCCAUUAUCCCCCUUCCACAAACACCUGAUAAUGGCUGUAACCGACAUGAACCAUGUGGAGAUGAUGUCAGAGAGCCUGGCGAAUUGAUUGUCUCACAUAGUAAGGAGCCCGCAAAUAUGGCGGCUCAGGAAGGAAAUGUGGUUAAUGGAGGUUCUGAAGAAGCUGUUUUCCAGGACAAGGAAUUUAAAGACACACAAAUGGUAAUAGAUGAAAUUGAGCAGAUAAUGGGAAUGGAAGAAGGUCAGGAUUUAUUGAGUCAAAAUGGUAUGAUGGUUGAUAGUAGCAUGGAAGGCAACGGUGUUCGUGAUGGAGAGAUCGGUCGUGAACUAAUGCUUAUGGCUGAUUUGGAAAAUAUUAUGAAAAGCAAUGAAGAUUGUGAUAAGAUUAGUAACUGCUUGACUGCAGCAUUGGGCAGGAAUCAGGGUGAUAGUUGCACAGGUAUAUUGUUGAAUAGUCAAGAAAAAUCUAAUGAUUGUCCACCUUUUGUUAUGGAGGAAACUGGAGCGGUUGCUAAGCCACAAGUAGACAUGAAGGAUGGUAAUCAAAAGAUUAUUGAUGCCUUUGGGUUUUCUUUGGAUAAGGGUUCAACAGCUGAAGUAUUAAAUUCAAAUGAAAAGGUCAACGACCAAAGUUGCUUGUUGGAGACUAACUUAAUGCAUGAGAAAAUUGAAAUUCAGCAAAAGGAGAUGGACUUGGAGAACUUUGUUUGCUCUAAUGAGGGAGUAUGUUCUCCUGGUCAGAUGGUUGAAGAUGGAGAGCUUGAAGAGGGAGAAAUUUUUGGUGACAUUCAGCUUCUCAAUGAGUCAUUUGAUAUGCUCUUAGAUGAUGCUGUGGUAUCAGAAAAAAUUGUAGAGGAGAAACAAGUUUCCAAAGGCAUCUUUGAGGAUAAACAUCUUCAUUGCAAUGAAGAAAACACAUCUACUGAUAGAACUUAUGAGUUUACUUCGUUUAACAGAAAUAUUUCUCCAGUUGCAAAUAAAGUUACACCUAGAGAGCUUGAAGGAAGUGAGACAAAUCGUUUGGUGAAUGAACUUGGAAUGAUGCAAACAAAGGAAGGUAGUGGAAAGAUUCAAAAGCAAGUUGGAAGCAAAAAUCAAGUUAGUAAAUCUAAAACGAAGAUAGAUGUUGGCCUCAACAAGAAGAAAAAGCAGUGUCUGACUCCUGCAGAGAAGAACGAAAAGAAAAAGAGAAAUAAACGAAAGAAGCGAGCAGAGAAAAACCGGCAGCUUGGUGUUAAAAGGUUGAAGCUGCAGACAGUUCUGAAACCAAAGCCUGUAUCUUAUUGCCGUCAUUAUCUGAAGGGAAGAUGUCAUGAGGGCGAGAAGUGCAAAUUCUCACAUGACACAGUGCCUUUGACAAAAUCUCAGCCUUGCAGUCAUUUUGCACGUAACUCAUGCAUGAAAGGAGAUGACUGCCCAUUUGAUCACCUUCUCUUCAAGUAUCCCUGUAUCAAUUAUAUGACUAAAGGUUCCUGCAGCAGGGGUGAUGAUUGCUUGUUUUCACACAAGAUGCCAGUGGAGGGAGAUGUUGCAUCUUUUUCAACAGCUCCUGAACUUCAUCUGAAGCCAUCAUCACAGAGUGAUUCAGAUAUGAGACUGAGUGUCAGCAGAGCUUCACAUAAGGAUGCUGAUGCUUCAUCCUAUUCUGUAAGAUCUUUUCCUGACAAAAGCAAAAGAAAAUUUGUGGCAGAUACUCCCAGUAGAACACCUGAUAUUGCAUGCAAAGGUGAAUCAAUUAAAGUUAACCAAGGCAGCUCUUCUCAAAAGAUGAAUGAAAGUGGCGGAGUUGGGUAUCAAAGUAACCAAAGGAUGUUAGGUGUCAACUGUCCUUUUGCAUCAAGGCCAUCUGCUGCAGAAUCAAGUAAGUUUAGCCUAGGUAGCUCAUUUAUGAAGAUAAGUGAAAGUGGCAGACUUGGGAUUCAAGCCAACCGAAGUGAAUCCCACACAAUUCAGAAUGUGGAUGCUGCUAGUCCAAAGAAGAAGCCAGAAGUGGUACCAAGGGGUAUAAAUUUUCUAUCAUUUGGAAAAUCUUCAUUAGAAGAUUCCACUAGCAAUGUUAGUCUACUGUUAAAUAGGGCAUAUGGGUAUAAGCAACUACCGAGUGAUAAUGAAGGUCAUAGUGGUAAAUUCAGCAACCAGACUACCCAAAGUAAAUCAAGUACAGAUCAAAAGAAAACUCAUCCAGCAGAACUGCCACUGGGAAUAAAUCUCACCGUGGGAAGACCCGUUUACUCUGGAAAUUAUACACCUGCUAGCUUGCCUUGCUGUUCGGAUAAUAUUAACAAUGGAUCUCUUGCGAUGAUUAAUUAUGUUGAUGAUAAGCAGAAUAACUCAAGUGCAAUGUCAUAUAAGUUGCCAGUUUCUUCACAAACUUCAGGCCAAUCCUCAGAGUGUUUAGCGCUUAAAAGCACACCAAAUUCAGCUCGGGAAGCACUUGUUUCUACUCUGGCAAUGGUGAAAAAGAUUGAUAUUGUCGAGGGUAAAUCUGUUCAUGAAAGUCGACCGUUGUCUGACAAACAAUACAACUCCACUGCAAACCCAUGGAAGAUGCCAGCUUCGCUGCUCACUGCAGGUCAAUCUCCAGAGAAUAUAACACCUAAAGCCACACCAAAUUCGUCUCAGAAAGCACUGAUGUCUACUUUAGCAUUUGCGAAAAUGUUCGAGUCUGGAAUGAAGAAAAAUCAUUCUGCGAUUCGAGCAUCAGUUCAUAGUGAAACUGGGGAUAACAAAACUGGUGAAGGAUCAAAAACUGGCACAGCAAAAACUUCAAUGCUUUUGGACAUUUUGUCUAGUAGUAGCAACAAAAUAAAGCAACAGUAAUUACGCAUUUUACAAUGGUUAAUAAGGCAGAAGCAUUUGAAAAUGGGUUGACUUUAGGGGUUAUGGUGGGUGAUGGAUAUUUCUCAAUUGAUUACCCAUCAUGGACAUUCAUUUCAGUUACAUGCAGCACCAGCAAGGAGGUGAAACAAAUACCAAGUUUCAUUAGUUUCUGCCGUCACUUAACAGGAACUGUUGUGCGAAUAAUCCAUGGCAUUGGCAGGUUAUCAUCAGCGCUGACUUUGCCAAUUUAUGGAGGUACACUUUUAACGAGGCUAAUUACGGUGCAAAGCAGUCUUAAGAAUCUCAAAAAUUUUAUUAAUCAGAGGUUGGGUAAAAUAUCUACAGUGAUCGUUUAGCUGAUAUCGAGUAAACUAACCUGUCCAUUCUGAAGGAAAACAAUGAGAGUUGCAGAUGUGCACUGGGGGAUCUCUUAUUUGUGAACAUUCUUUGCACUGGGGGAUCAUUUAGUUUGAUUUGUUUGUCGGCCUUAAGCAAGUGGUGUGCAGGUUCUCAAGACCUUUGCAUUUUCGGACUACCAGUUUGAACGAGAAGAAGUAUCAUUGAUGAGCUUUGAGAGUACAGAUCUCGUACA
Messenger RNA from Hibiscus syriacus, 3647 nucleotides. RefSeq names its product zinc finger CCCH domain-containing protein 65. Gene Ontology annotation, cellular component: nucleus. The record is from RefSeq and is a predicted model, not a curated record. The transcript has 8 exons. Gene Ontology annotation, molecular function: metal ion binding; RNA binding. Bases 92 to 3055 code for a protein of 987 amino acids. Gene Ontology annotation, biological process: negative regulation of DNA-templated transcription. Lineage: Eukaryota; Viridiplantae; Streptophyta; Magnoliopsida; Malvales; Malvaceae.